Molecule: messenger RNA, 4593 nt
Organism: Capra hircus (goat)
Lineage: Eukaryota; Metazoa; Chordata; Mammalia; Artiodactyla; Bovidae
Gene: SOX4
Product: SRY-box 4
Exons: 2
Coding region: 1035-2762 (575 amino acids)
Biological process (GO): anatomical structure morphogenesis; cell differentiation; positive regulation of transcription by RNA polymerase II
Molecular function (GO): DNA-binding transcription activator activity, RNA polymerase II-specific; RNA polymerase II cis-regulatory region sequence-specific DNA binding
Source: RefSeq, a predicted model, not a curated record
AAAAGGAAAAAAGAGGCAGCAGAAAUCUCAGCUGUACUUCUAGCCCUUUUAAAAAGUUUGCUCUGUAAAUUGGAAUGAGGUCAGAUUUGGAGCUUCUCAUUGCACGCGGAGAUUAUUAUUGCAUCGGGUUCCAAGCCAAUGGGAAGCUCGGGGGAGGGGCUUGGCACGAGGAAGCGUUGGUUACAGCGGCUGAUUGGCCACGGCCAAGACUGGGAAAGGAUAAAGAGGCGCGAGGCGGAAUUGGGGUCCGCUCUAAGCUGCAGCAAGAGAAACCGUGUGUGAGAGGAAGAGGCCUGUUUCGCUCCGGGUCUCUAGUUCUUGCACGCUCUUUAAGAGUCUGCACUGGAGGAACUCUGCCAUUACCAGCUCCCUUCUUGCAGGAGGGAGGGGGAAACAUACAUUUAUUCAUGCCAGUCUGUUGCAUGAAGGCUUUCUGGCGUCCUACCUUGCAACAAAAUAAUUGCACAAACUCCUUAGUGCCGAUUCCGCCCACAGAGAGUCCUGGAGCCAGAGCCUUUUCUCCUUUGCAUUGUAAGAGAGGGACUAACUGAUAGAGACUAUGUCGCUUUCCUGAGCUUCUGAGAGCGCUCGCGAACUGGAAUCAACUGCUUCAGGGGAAGGAAAAAAAAAAAAAAAGACUUGCCUGGGAGGCGGCGAGAAACUUGCAUUGGAAGCUUCAGCAACCAGCAUUCGAGAAACUCCUCUCCACUUUAGCACCGUCUCCAGGACGCAGAGCCGAGAGACAGCGCAAACUGCGGCGCGGUGAGAGAGAAGAGCGAGAGAGAGGGAGAUUCUCCAGCCUGGGAACUAUAACUCCUCUGCAGGAGGCGGAGUGCUCCCGCCCCGCAUCUUUUUAGAGACUUUUCUCUCUUCGCCCACCUCCGCCCCGACCAGGAGUUGAGCCGCCCGCUCGACCGCCGCGCACGUACCCCCGCUCGGCGUGCGCUUGGUCCCGGGAGCCAGGAGGGCCCGGCGAUCGCGCCGCGGCCGCCGCGAGGGUGUGAGCGCGCGUGGGCGCCCGCCGAGCCGGGGCCAUGGUGCAGCAAACCAACAACGCCGAGAACACGGAAGCGCUGCUCGCCGGCGAGAGCUCGGACUCGGGCGCCGGCCUCGAGCUGGGCAUCGCCUCCUCCCCCACGCCCGGCUCCACCGCCUCCACGGGCGGCAAGGCCGACGACCCGAGCUGGUGCAAGACGCCGAGUGGGCACAUCAAGCGGCCCAUGAACGCCUUUAUGGUGUGGUCGCAGAUCGAGCGGCGCAAGAUCAUGGAGCAGUCACCCGACAUGCACAACGCCGAGAUCUCCAAGCGGCUGGGCAAACGCUGGAAGCUGCUCAAAGACAGCGACAAGAUCCCUUUCAUUCGGGAGGCGGAGCGGCUGCGCCUCAAGCACAUGGCUGACUACCCCGACUACAAAUACCGGCCCAGGAAGAAGGUGAAGUCCGGCAACGCCAACUCGGGCUCCGCGGCCGCCGCCGCCUCCAAGCCCGGGGAGAAGGGCGACAAGGUCGGUGGCAGCGGCCACGGGGGCGGCGGCGGCGGGGGCAGCCACGCGGGGGGAGGAGGCGGCGGCGGCGCGAGCGGCGGCGGCGCCAACUCCAAACCCGCUCAGAAAAAGAGCUGCGGCUCCAAAGUGGCGGGCGGCGGGGUCGGCAAGCCCCACGCCAAGCUCAUCCUGGCGGGCGGCGGCGGGAAGGCGGCGGCGGUGGCCGCCGCCUCCUCCUCCUCCUCCUCCUCGUCGUCGUCCUCCUUCGCCGCCGAGCAGGCGGGGGCCGCCGCCCUGUUGCCCAUGGGCGCCGCCGCCGCGGCCGCCGACUACCACUCGCUCUACAAGGCGCGGACUCCUAGCGCCUCGGCCUCGGCCUCCGCGGCGGCCUCGGCCUCGGCCGGCCUGGCGGCCCCGGGCAAACACCUGGCGGAGAAGAAGGUGAAGCGCGUCUACCUGUUCGGCGGCCUGGGCGCGUCGUCCUCGCCCGUCGGCGGCGUGGGCGCGGGCGCCGACCCCAGCGACCCCCUGGGCCUGUACGAGGAAGGGGGCGCCGGUUGCUCGCCCGACGGGCCGAGCCUGAGCGGCCGCAGCAGCGCCGCCUCGUCGCCGGCCGCCGGCCGCUCGCCCGCCGACCACCGUAGCUACGCCAGCCUGCGCGCCGCCUCGCCCGCCCCGUCCAGCGCGCCCUCGCACGCGUCCUCGUCGGCCUCAUCCUCCUCCUCGUCGUCGUCGUCCUCAUCCUCGUCCUCGUCCUCGGGCUCGUCGUCCUCCGACGACGAGUUCGAAGACGACCUGCUCGACCUGAACCCCAGCUCAAACUUUGAGAGCAUGUCCCUGGGCAGCUUCAGCUCGUCGUCGGCGCUGGACCGGGAUCUGGAUUUUAACUUCGAACCCGGCUCCGGCUCGCACUUCGAGUUCCCGGACUACUGCACGCCCGAGAAGACCGAAGGCUCCGGGGCGUCGAAUUUGACCGACUGCAGGUAUUGCGGGGAGAGGGGAGUCGCAAGGGCCUCAGCACCGGGACUGAGAGACUCCACGCUGGCGAAUUCCCGUUUUGUUUUUGGAGGGCUUUUUUUUCCUCCCCCUCCCCCGCCUUUCCCCCCCCCUCUUUUUUUUUCUUUUCUUUUCUUUUUUUUUUCUCUGCCCCUGCAGCCAGAGGAGGAGACGUUGAGUGACCGGCGCUCGGAAAUGACCCGAGAACCUAGUUGGAAAGCCACACCAGCCAGGACGAGGGGCGGGGAGGAGAAGGCCACGAACUGGAAGGGGGGCGAGUAAUAAAACUGAAAUGGAUUUGCACGUUCGGGAGAAGGUGGCGGCGUCUCCUGGGCCUCCGCCUCCUGCAUCUCUGAAACCAGUGAGGUGAGACUUCACGGCCCUGCAGGCGCGGAGGAGAGGAGACUGUUUGAUGUGGUACCCGGGGCAGUGGAGGGCGAGUGGUGUCGGGGGGGGAAAAAAAGGUUUUUUGCUUCUCUUAAUCGGAAUCGUGAUGGUGUUGGAUUAUUUCACUGGUGGGGUUAAUAUAGCAUGUUAUCCUGUCUAUCUUUUAAAGAUUUCUGUAUUAAGACUGUUGAGCAGUUUUUAAAAUAGUGUAGGAUAAUAUAAAAAGCAGAUAGAUGGCGCUAUGUUUGAUUCCUACGACAGAAAUUAUCACCAGCUUUUUUUCAUUCUUAACUCUUUAAAGGAUUCAAACGCAACUCAAAUCUGUGCUGGACUUUAAGAAAAACCAAUUCAGGACCAAAUUUUUUCUCAGUGUGUAUGUGUUUAUUCCUUAUAGGUGUAAAUGAGAAGUGUUUUUUCCCUCACCGAUGCUCCAUCCUCGUAUUUUUUUUUUCCUUGUAAAUGUAAUCAGAUGCCAUUUUAUAUGUGGACGUAUUUAUACUGGCCAAACGUUUUUUUUCUUAUUUUGUCCCUUUUUUUUUUUUUUUUUUUGCUUUCUUUUGCUUUGCUUUCUUUCUAUUUACUUCCUUAUUUCUUUCUUCCUGACUUUUUUUCUUUCGUUUCUUUUUUCUUUUUUUUUUUGGUAGUUGUUGUUACCCACGCCAUUUUACGUCUCCUUCACUGAAGGGCUAGAGUUUUAACUUUUAAUUUUUUAUAUUUAAAUGUAGACUUUUGACACUUUUAAAAAACAAAAAAAGACAAGAGAGAUGAAAACGUUUGAUUAUUUUCUCAGUGUAUUUUUGUAAAAAAUAUAUAAAGGGGGUGUUAAUCGGUGUAAAUCGCUGUUUGGAUUUCCUGAUUUUAUAAUAAGGCGGCUGGUUAAUAUCUCACACAGUUUUUGAAAAUCAGCCCCUAAUUUCUCCAUGUUUACACUUCAAUCUGCAGGCUUCUUAAAGUGACAGUAUCCCUUAACCUGCCACCAGUGUCCAUCGUUCGACCUCAGCCCUAUAAAAAGGGGAGGAGAAUUAGCCAAACACUGUAUGCUUUUAAGAAAAACGAGUUUUUUAAACAAAAUACUGUUUUAUGUAGAGGCUUUAAAACUGGUGCAUUUACAGCAAAAAGGGAUCCUGUAGCUUUAACUUGUAAACCACAUCUUUUUUGCACUUUUUUUAUAAACAAAAACGUGCCGUUUAAACCACUGGAUCUAUCUAAAUGCCGAUUUGAGUUCGCGACACUAUGUACUGCGUUUUUCAUUCUUGUAUUUGACUAUUUAAUCCUUUCUACUUGUCGCUAAAUAUAAUUGUUUUAGUCUUAUGGCAUGAUGAUAGCAUAUGUGUUCAGGUUUAUAGCUGUUGUGUUUAAAGAUUGAAAAAAGUGGAAAACAUCUUUGUACAUUUAAGUCUGUAUUAUAAUAAAGCAAAAAGAUUGUGUGUAUGUAUGUUUAAUAUAACAUGACAGGCACUAGGACGUCUGCCUUUUAAGGCAGUUCCGUUAAGGGUUUUUGUUUUUAAACUUUUUUUUGCCAUCCAUCCUGUGCAAUAUGCCGUGUAGAAUAUUUGUCUGAAAAUUCAAGGCCACAAAAAAACAAUGUUUGGGGGAAAAAAGAAAAAGAAAAAAAUCAUGCCAGCUAAUCAUGUCAAGUUCACUGCCUGUCAGAUUGUUGAUAUAUACCUUCUGUAAAUAACUUUUUUUGAGAAGGAAAUAAAAUCAGCUGGAACUGAACCCUAAA